AUGCCUUCCACGUUAAAUGAGUGGCUUAAUAUUUCAAAACAAUUCGAAACAACAUGGAAUUAUCCUAAUUGCAUCGGUUCUAUGGAUGGAAAACACAUCGUCUUGCAAUCUCCAAUGAACAAUGGCAGCGAAUAUUUUAACUAUAAAUUUUAUUUUUGCAUUGUAUUGUUUGCAUUAGUCGAUGCAGACUACAAUUUUCUCUUUGUCGAUAUUAGGUGUCAAGGACGUAUUUCGGACGGAGGAGUGUUCAAAAAUACUGAAUUACACAAAAAAAUAGAAAGGGAGAAUAUUAAACUUGCCCCACCAGUACCUUUGCCAGGGAAAAAUGUAGAUAUACCAUUCGUUAUUCUUGCAGAUGAGGCUUUUGCCCUAACAAAACAUAUUAUGAAACCGUAUUCUGGGACCCAUGAUAAAGGCACAAAAGAAAGAGUAUUUAAUUACUGUUUGAGUCGUGAACGACGAACUGUUGAGAACGCAUUUGGUAUCUCAUCUGCCGUCUUUCGUGUUUUAAGAAAACCUAUGUUAUUGGAACCUCAAAAAGCACAAAUUGUAGUUAUGGCAGUGGUUUACUUACAUAAUUUUUUAAGACAGUAA
This is a messenger RNA of Diuraphis noxia (Russian wheat aphid), 594 nucleotides long. RefSeq lists its product as uncharacterized. NCBI's taxonomy places the organism in Eukaryota, Metazoa, Arthropoda, Insecta, Hemiptera, Aphididae. The record is from RefSeq and is a predicted model, not a curated record.